AUGGAAAUAUGCUGUGAUCUUCAAGUAGAUGUCAAUGGCGAAGAGGUUUUCAUGGUGGACAAGAAAAAGUUGGCGUCUUUCUCCGGUAGAUUUAGCAAAUUAUUUGGUAAACUGAAGGGUACAUCGAGGAGCCUAAAAGUGAUAUUCCAUGACUUUCCUGGAGGUGCAGAGGGUUUUGAGCUCAUGACAAGGUUUUGUUACAAUAAUGGCACAACUGAGAUAACCCCUUCCAACAUAGUCUUACUAUACUGCAUCGCGCAUUUCAUGGAGAUGAAUGGUGAUGGCUCUGGAAGACUCAACAUACUAUCCCAAACAGAGAAAUCUCUUGAAGGGAUCAGCUUUUGGACAUGGCCUAACCUUGUAGUAGCUCUAAAGCAAUGCCAAGAUUUACUUCCUGCCUCAAAUUCUUCAUCAAUAUUGGAGAAAGUCCUGGACUGCCUCAUAGCCAAGCUUUUUGGCCCAUUUGUUACAAGCACUUAUGCAUCUUCAUCAGAACAUUUGAGUUUCCAGUUUUCAAGUGCAAGGAGCAGUCAUAGUCUGAAAACCAUUUGCUCUCAAACAACAUGGUGGGUCGAAGACCUUAUGUUCUUGAGUAUCAAUUUAAUUGAGAAGGUGAUAAGAAGGAUGAUGUUCCAGGAGCUUGAUCAUUCUACAAUUUUCAAGUUUCUAUUCCAUUAUCAUCAAUCAAAGUCCAUGGGUGCCACCACACCAGGUGAGAAGUGCAAAAUUACAGAGGUUGUUAUUAGUCUGCUUUAUUUGCUUGAUAGAAGCUCCCUCUCUUGCAAACGCUUAUUCAAGAUAUACCAACUGGCUUUAAGCCUGAAAAUAAGCAGACUAUACAAAAACAAGUUAGAGAAUAUGAUAGGCUCACAGCUAGAUCAAGCAACGAUUGAUUAUGUACUUGUUCCGUCUCCACGUGGGAAGAAGUAUGUAUAUGAUGUGAGUUUGGUUUUAAGAUUUGUGAAAUCAUUUCUCCUUGAAAAGGGAUGCCAUGUAUCUCAGAGCCGCUUAAAAAGGGUCUCCAAGUUGAUGGAUUCAUACCUUGCAGAAGUGGCACCAGAUACCUAUUUGAAUCCUUCAAAGUUUGCAGCAUUGGCGAUGUCACUGCCAGAUUCUGCACGAGAAUCUCAUGACAGACUUUACCAAGCAAUUGGUGUAUAUUUUAAGCGUCACGCUGAUUUAUUCGAAGAAGAGAAGAUGAGCAUCUGUUGUGCACUGAACUAUGAUAAACUAUCAGCACAUUCUUUGAAACACCUCACUCAAAAUAUAAAGUUUCCUCCACGAAGAGCAGUUGAAGCUUUUACUACAGAGAAAUCCAAACUGAGAAGUUUACUCCACAAAGCCUACAAUCUCAAGACUUUAGACUCUCUGCUUAUUCACACAGAUAAUGAAAUUAAGCAUGAGAAACAGGACACUGAGCAUAUCAUCCCUAUUUAUACUAAGAAGCUUGAUCUCCCAACAGAGGCAGAGAAGCGAAGAGCAGAUUUGCAAACCAUGCAUUGGAAGACAUUGGAAUUGGGAAACACUUGUGGGACAAUGGAGAUGCAGAUGGCAGCUAUAAUGAAAUCAAGAUUGUCCUUUAGGGGUAGUAUUCAAUACUUGCCUAAACUCUUUCCAUAA
Molecule: messenger RNA, 1620 nt
Organism: Prunus mume (Japanese apricot)
Lineage: Eukaryota; Viridiplantae; Streptophyta; Magnoliopsida; Rosales; Rosaceae
Product: BTB/POZ domain-containing protein At3g22104-like
Molecular function (GO): protein binding
Source: RefSeq, a predicted model, not a curated record